UCGCCGCCUCCACGCGCCACUCAGGUGGCCCCGCGAUCACCGGUUGCGCAGGGGUCCAAUUGACCGCACGCCCCAGACCUGGCUCCUGGAGCACCGCGUCCCCAAUGGCCGGCGACCCCUGGCGGAGGGAGGAAGGGAAGGUCCCCGGCGACAGCAGACCCACGGCGGGGGCCAGGGGUCCCCUGCGCCUCCGAGACUGGCUGGUGGCGCAGAUCGAGAGCGGGCGCUACGCGGGGUUGCGCUGGGAGGACGAGGGCAAGACUCUCUUCCGCAUCCCCUGGAAGCACGCAGCCAAGCAGGGUUACCAGGCGCAGCAGGACGCGGCGCUCUUCAGGGCCUGGGCCAUAUACAAGGGCAAGCACCUGGAGGGCACUGACAAGGAGGACCCCUCCACUUGGAAGACUCGGCUUCGCUGCGCUCUCAACAAGAGUGCCGACUUCUGUGAGGUGCGUGAGCGCAGCCAGCUGGACAUCUCCAACCCCUACAAGGUCUACCGGCUCGCAUCCGACGGUGCCCAUGGCCCAGUUGCCAGGGCUUGUUCUUCCUCUGCAGAGAAGGGCACUUCCCAGAGCCAGCGGGAGCCCCCUCGAGAAGUGACGGAGCCAGCCUGCAGGACAGACCGGGUUGGCUCCGGAUCCGCCACAGAGGAUGAAGACAAGGAGAAGCCCCUCAGGCUGGCCCAGCAGGGCUCAUCGCCACCAGCCGCCCUGCUCCCAGGCCCUUUGGCUGAUCACAGAUACCAGGCACAGCACCCUGUACACACCUGGAGUCCUGUGCCCUCUGAGGCCUUCAGCAACCCAGAUUGCUGGCUGCACGUGCGACUAUUCUACGGCGCGGAGCUGGUGCGCGAAGCCACCGCGCGCGCGGCGGAGGGCUGCCGACUGAGCCCGCGGGCAGCGGUCCCCUCCGCUGCGGAGCGCCUGCUGGGGCCGCCGCCGCGCAUCGCGCAGGUUCGUUUCCCGGAGCCGCCGCCCGGAGCCCGCGUGCUGCGGCGCCUGCUGCCGCACUUGGAGCGCGGCGUGCUGCUGUGGGUGGCGCCCGAGGGCGUGUUCGCCAAGCGCCUGUGCCAGGGCCGCGUGUACUGGCGCGGCCCGCUUGCCCCGCACCGCGAGCAGCCCAACAAACUGGAGCGCGAGCGCACCUGCCAGCUGCUCGACACGCGCCGCUUCCUCGCAGCCCCUACAGUCUCAGCGCCCGUAGAAUUGCGGGCCCACCUGCAGGAUGGUCGCCCGGAGCCUGAGUACCAGAUCCGACUGUGCUUCGGUGAGGAGUACCCAGGUCCCCCGGACCAGCCCCAGGAGCGGCUCGUCAUGGCCCACGUGGAGCCCGUCUUUGCCAGAGAGCUCCUGCUACACUCGAGGCACCGCAGCCACAGAGCCCUGGCGGCUGGUCCCUAGCCUACAUAUCUGAUGGCAUCACUCCCUUGAUGACGCAGUGGAGUCAUGGAGUCAACCCUAAGCAGCCACUUCCUCCUCUCGUACCCUCUAAAGGCAGCCCCCCACAUGGCAUGGGCGCACCCCAGCUCUGCACAAACUGAGCCAGUGGACUUGCCCACAUGGGUUGGGACGGGGGAAGCUGAUCGUGGCCUUCAACCUCUGAGCCGAGGAGACGCAGCCCUGGAACGUGGUUCACAGAUUGCCGGGCCGAAGCUGGGUCUGGGGCGUCAGGCGGAAACUGAACUCAAUCUUGAGAUUCCUGAAAUAGAAAUUAGGGCAGAAGAAACAAGACUUCAUCUGUUGAUUGAGAACCCAACAUGCCUACAGUGGUUUAUCUAAAGCUGACCUUACCUGUGAUUAUAAGCUUUGCUUAAAACCGAAUUUACCAAUAA
Molecule: messenger RNA, 1828 nt
Organism: Phyllostomus hastatus (greater spear-nosed bat)
Lineage: Eukaryota; Metazoa; Chordata; Mammalia; Chiroptera; Phyllostomidae
Product: interferon regulatory factor 4-like
Exons: 8
Coding region: 105-1397 (430 amino acids)
Biological process (GO): regulation of transcription by RNA polymerase II; immune system process
Cellular component (GO): nucleus
Molecular function (GO): DNA-binding transcription factor activity, RNA polymerase II-specific; RNA polymerase II cis-regulatory region sequence-specific DNA binding; protein binding
Source: RefSeq, a predicted model, not a curated record